AUGUCCUCCACAGAAUUCAUGUCCUUCCUCCCACCACCCGGGCCCUCCAUCUCGAACUACGACCGCCACUCCCCCUCAACCUCGCAAUCCGCCUCCGUCCCAGCCACCUUCAAAGAAGCAAUGUCGAUCCGCGAAGCCGUCUUCGUAGAAGAGCAACACGUCCCCCUCGAAAACGAGCUCGAUUACGACGACCCGCGCGCCUUCCACUGGGUCGUCUACGCUUCGGUCGGCACCUCCUCAUCCUCCCCCUCCGGCUCGCGGCCCUCGACGCGCAGCCGCAAAGACUCCACAAGCGCCGAGGACAGGAAGCAAGAGGAGCGGCGACGCAGCAGCGCGACGGCGAGCAGAGUAGCCGUCGGGACGAUCCGGCUGGUGCCGCCGCCCCACGCGCCGCAUCCGAGUCCGGGGACGGCGCACAAGAUCGACAACAAAGAGGUCCCGCUGUCCUCGUCGCCCGAGCAGUCAGAGUCCAGACACCAGCUGCCAACGCCGCUCCACGACAACCGCGAACCCUUCGUCAAGCUCGGCCGCCUCGCAACGCUGCGGCCGUACCGCGGGCUCGGCCUCGCGCGGCUGCUGGUCAACGCCGCGCUCGACUGGGCGGCCAAGCAUCCGGACGAGGUGGUACCGCCGCCGGACCCGACGGCUGUCGAGCAGGCCAAGGUCGAGGGGAAGCUGGCCGAGGAGGCGGAUGGGCGGUGGAGGGGCCUUGUGCUCGUGCAUGCGCAGACGGGCGUUGUGGGGUGGUGGGAGGGGAUGGGGUUUCGAAGGGAUGAGGGGAUGGGGACGUGGGUUGAGGAGGGGAUCGAGCAUGUGGGGAUGUGGAAGAGGGUUGCUGUCAAGGGGAUGUAG
Molecule: messenger RNA, 852 nt
Organism: Coniosporium apollinis CBS 100218
Lineage: Eukaryota; Fungi; Ascomycota; Dothideomycetes
Exons: 1
Coding region: 1-852 (283 amino acids)
Molecular function (GO): acyltransferase activity, transferring groups other than amino-acyl groups
Source: RefSeq, a predicted model, not a curated record